GCAAGUACUCAUCCUUACUGCAGCCCUGGUAGCUCUGGCCCCCUCCAUCCCUUACCUGGGCACCCCUGCCCCUCUCUGGGCACCUAUUCCUCUCUCCUCCACAGAUGCUGAGCCUGCUGUUUGUGACUCUCUGCCUUGUGGGGAGCUCUGCUGCUCACCCUCCAGCACCGGCCAUCGAGAAGGAGCUGGUGGGCAUCGUGGGGGGACACAAUGCCCCCAAGGGGAAGUGGCCCUGGCAGGUCAGCCUGAAGAUGUACAGCUACUACUCAUCCGCCUGGGUGCACAGAUGUGGUGGCUCCCUCAUCCACCCACAAUGGGUGCUGACCGCUGCCCACUGCAUUCACCAUAGAAAUGCAGACCCAUCAACCUACCGCAUCCUGGCUGGGGACAUAUACCUCUAUGGGGACCAGAAGCUCUUGAGUGUGAGCCAGAUCAUUGUCCAUCCAGACUUUGUUUAUGCUCAUUUGGGUGCAGAUGUAGCAUUGCUACAACUGGCAGAACCUGCGGAUUGCUCUGCCAAUGUCAAGCCCAUCAAGCUGACCUCCUUCAAUCAUGAGGUCACCCAGAAGGAUGAGUGUUGGGUGACGGGGUGGGGUGAUCUGAGAUAUUUUGGAUGGCUGCCACCACCCUUCCACCUGCAGCAGGUGAACGUGCAGGUGGUUGAGAACGCUCUCUGUGAGGAGCUGUACCAGAAUGCUUCCAGGUAUCACCAUAAGGAUGGAAGGAUCAUCCAAAAUGACAUGCUGUGUGCUGGCAGUGAGGGCCGCGACUCCUGCCAGAGUGACUCUGGUGGCCCACUUGUCUGCAAGAACUCGGGGUCCUGGACCUUGGUGGGAGUGGUCAGCUGGGGCUAUGGCUGUGGCUGGCGUGACAUUCCUGGCGUAUAUGCUCGUGUUCAGUCCUAUGUGCCCUGGAUCAAGCGGCAUACUCGGAUUUCCUCUUGAGCCUGUUCUACUGGCUUCUUCUGGUCAGCCAAGGAGGAGCCUGCUGCCUUCCUCCCAGCGCCUGGGCCUGCUGCUUCUGCUCCUGCCUGACCCAAGAUUCACCUUUUCCUCUGGCAUCCUUGGAGUCCUGACUUCCAUGAACACUUGCAGGCUGAGGCCCUGUGCCUGACUCUUGCUGUCUGUCCCUGAUGGGAGGGUAUAAGCUGUGUGAGGCAGGAGCUUGAGCUCCAAGGCACUGGUGCCCGAGUUUGUUUGCACCCAGCUGUUGGAGGACUCCUGGGAUAUCUCUGCUUUCUGCCUAUCCUGAAUAAAGGCACU
This is a messenger RNA of Chinchilla lanigera (long-tailed chinchilla), 1262 nucleotides long. RefSeq names its product serine protease 29-like. Bases 105 to 944 code for a protein of 279 amino acids. The record is from RefSeq and is a predicted model, not a curated record. Gene Ontology annotation, molecular function: serine-type endopeptidase activity. Gene Ontology annotation, biological process: proteolysis. NCBI's taxonomy places the organism in Eukaryota, Metazoa, Chordata, Mammalia, Rodentia, Chinchillidae. The transcript has 5 exons.